Messenger RNA from Vicia villosa (hairy vetch), 1542 nucleotides. RefSeq lists its product as uncharacterized. The coding region runs from base 1 to 1542 and encodes 513 amino acids. The transcript has a single exon. NCBI's taxonomy places the organism in Eukaryota, Viridiplantae, Streptophyta, Magnoliopsida, Fabales, Fabaceae. The record is from RefSeq and is a predicted model, not a curated record.
AUGGAAGGAAAAGCACUCACUUGGUAUCAAUGGUGGGAAUUCUGCUCUCCCUCACCAUCUUGGGACGAUUUUAAGGCUGGUUUAAUUAAGUGUUUUCAACCGUCAAUGCUUCAAAGUCCCUAUGAACUGCUCCUUAGCCUUAAACAAACGCUCUCGGUGGAAGAAUAUCGUGACCGGUUUGAAUUGUAUGCAGGCCCACUUAGAAGUGCAGAACCAGAUAAUCUUAAGGGAAUUUUUCUCAAUGGGUUAAAAGAUGGGGUGAAAGCAGAAUUAAAAUUACACCCAGUUACAACCUUGGCCGAUAUGAUGGAUUUCUCCCAGAAAAUUGAUGAAAAGAAUAUCAUUCUUGACAAAGGCACUUCCUCUAACACCCAUUCUAAGCCUUUUAUUAAAGGUUACCCUUCUAACCACACUGUAACUUGGGACUCCAACAACAAGGUAUCCAACACUAAAAUAGUGGCUGCUCCUACUACAUCUGAGACAUCUAACCUAAGACCAGCAUCUACUUCUCGUGGGCGAGCCUUUCGCCGCCUUACAGAGGCGGAAAUGCAAGACAAAAUGGCCAAAAAUCUAUGUUUUCGUUGUGAUGAAAAUUUUGUUCCAGGUCAUGUGUGUGUAAAUAAACAAUUUCAUGUCAUGCUUAUGGAAGGAGACGACGACGACGAGGAAUUAGCCCCAACUAUUGAAACUGCAGCAGACCCAACAUUCCAUACCCUCCAAUUAUCCAUGUACAGUAUAUCUGGAUUCACAUCCAAGAAAACCAUCAAGUUGUGGGGAUAUUUGGCUGAACAGCGCGUUUUGGUUUUGGUAGAUUGUGGAGCCUCUCACAAUUUCAUUUCCUCUGUCUCGGCUCACCAACAAGGAUUAUCCAUUACUGCAACACCUUCUUUCAGUGUCGAGGUGGGAGAUGGACGCAAAAUUCCAUGUGGAGGGGUUUGUCACCAAUUAACCUUGGACAUUCAAGGACUUACAAUUCAACAGGACUUUUAUGUUUUUGAACUUGGUGGAGUUGAUAUUGUGUUGGGAAUGGAAUGGCUAGCACAACUUGGGGAAAUCCGGGCCAACUUUGGAGACUUACUUCUCAAAGUUCCUACACCAACAGGUACGCACAUCAUCCAAGGGGAUCCCACCCUGUCAAGGGCAUCAGCAUCUAUCAAGUCUAUGUAUAAGGCACUCUCCAACCAAGGGGAAGGUUUUAUGAUCACCUAUCACAUGAUUUCCGAAGCAGAAGACCCGCAUGCUGCCACAACCCCGUGGAUUCGACCAGUUUUGGAAGACUAUCCAGAAGUAUUCACCGAGUUACAAGGUUUACUGCCCCAACGGACUCAUGACUAUGCAAUCAUCUUGCAGGAAGGUGCUGCCAUACCCAAACUACGGCCUUACAGGUACCGCCAUUAUCAAAAAAAUGAAAUUGAGAAAUUAGUAGAUGACAUGUUGCAAUCGGGAGUCAUUAGGCCAAGUGUUAGUCCGUACUCUAGUCCUAUCAUCCUUGUCAAAAAAAAGAUGGUGGCUGGCGGUUCUGUGUGGAUUAUUGUGCCUUAA